UUCUUUUCUAAGUUUGAAGUUUCUUUUAUCUGUCAAACGAUUGAUUAGGUUAUAUUAAAUUUAUUUUGAAAAAUGUUAGGUCUGGAAUUGCUCUAAAACAAUUAUAAUAUUUGUUUAUAGUUGUUUUUAUUUGUUAAGUAUAAUGGCUAUGUUUAGGGCUGGCUUACAACGUCUAUCUAAUGUAUUCAACGGUCAAGGUGGUAUUCUUUCAAGACUUAUUACCCAAAACGCACCAACUACAAAUGUAACUGCCCCUAAUACAACAAAAGAUGUGAUCGCAACAUGCAAUAAACUAAUUGAAGAGAGAACAUCUCGUAACUUCGCAAUAGUACACUUAUUGGGUAAACAGUGGCGAGUUACGGACGGUGAUCUCCUAGUCGUCGAAGGCUACUGGCCACCAAAUAUAGGAGAUAAAAUAAAAUUAGAUAAAGUUUUAUUGGCUGCAACAAAGGAUUUCUCACUUAUUGGAAGACCGCUGGUGCAACCUGGCCUGGUAACAGUGACGGCUACAGUGAUAUCUAAGGGUCUGUCUCACACAAGGACACAUUUCAAGAAGAAGAGGAGAAAGCAAUUUAUGAGAAUUAAUUUUCAAAGAGCACAACAAACCAUGUUAAGAAUAAACACAGUAGAAAUAGCAAAUAAAAUUAAUGAAGCUCCUAAGAAUGUUUUCUAAAUAGAAUAAUAUGCAUGUAGUAGAUUUAAUAAAUCAUUAAAAGUAUAACAAAAA
This is a messenger RNA of Vanessa tameamea, 727 nucleotides long. RefSeq names its product large ribosomal subunit protein bL21m (gene mRpL21). Gene Ontology annotation, molecular function: RNA binding; structural constituent of ribosome. The record is from RefSeq and is a predicted model, not a curated record. The transcript is spliced from 2 exons. Bases 143 to 673 code for a protein of 176 amino acids. Gene Ontology annotation, cellular component: ribosome; mitochondrial large ribosomal subunit. NCBI's taxonomy places the organism in Eukaryota, Metazoa, Arthropoda, Insecta, Lepidoptera, Nymphalidae. Gene Ontology annotation, biological process: translation.